GCGACGGCCCACGUGCUUUUCUCCCCGCAGUCGCUGCUGGAGCUGCACAAGCGGCGGAAGGCGCUGAGCGAGCCCGAGGUGCGCUACUACCUGCGGCAGACCAUCCUGGGCUGCCAGUACCUGCACAACCAGCGCGUCAUCCACCGCGACCUCAAGCUGGGCAACCUCUUCCUCAGCGACGACAUGGAGGUGAAGAUCGGUGACUUUGGCCUGGCCACCAAAGUGGAGUACGAUGGCGAGCGCAAGAAGACCCUGUGUGGGACCCCCAACUACAUCGCCCCGGAGGUGCUGGGCAAGAAGGGGCACAGCUUUGAGGUGGAUAUAUGGUCCAUUGGCUGCAUCAUGUAUACUCUGCUGGUGGGGAAACCGCCUUUUGAAACAUCUUGUCUCAAAGAAACAUACAUCCGAAUCAAGAAGAAUGAGUAUACUAUUCCCAAGCACAUCAACCCCGUAGCUGCUAACCUCAUUCAGAAGAUGCUAAGAUCUGACCCUGCCACACGCCCAACUAUCAACGAGUUGCUGAACGAUGAGUUCUUCACAUCAGGGUACAUCCCCAGCCGCCUGCCCACCAGCUGUCUCACUGUUGCACCUCGAUUUUCCAUUGCUCCCAGCACAAUUGAACUGAAUGGGCGAAAGCCUCUGACGGCACUCAACAAAGGACCAGAAAGCCCUGUAUUAGAAAACUUGCCUGAAAAGGAAGAUGCAGCUGGGCUGCGGGAGGUGGGAGACACCAUUGAGUGUCACUUAGCUGACAUGUUACAGCAACUGACUGCAGUCAACUCAGCCAAACCCUCUGAGAGAACAGCAGUGAGACAAGAAGAAGCUGAAGACCCAGCCUGUAUUCCCAUCUUCUGGGUUAGCAAAUGGGUGGACUACUCGGAUAAGUAUGGUCUAGGUUAUCAGCUGUGUGACAACAGUGUUGGAGUUCUCUUCAAUGACUCCACUCGUCUCAUUAUGUACAAUGAUGGGGACAGCUUGCAGUACAUUGAGCAAAACAACACCGAGUCCUACUUCACUGUGAGAUCCUGCCCUUCUGCCUUGAACAAGAAGAUAACACUAUUGAAAUACUUCAGGAAUUACAUGAGUGAGCACUUGCUGAAGGCAGGUGCCAACAUCACACCUCGGGAAGGAGAUGAGCUGGCACGUUUACCCUACCUCUGCACGUGGUUCCGGACCCGCAGUGCCAUCAUCCUGCACCUCAGCAAUGGCACUGUGCAGAUCAACUUCUUUCAGGACCACACCAAAGUCAUCCUGUGCCCUCUAAUGGCUGCUGUCACAUACAUAGAUGAGAAACGGGACUUCCGCACGUACAAGCUGAGCCUCAUUGAGGAGCACGGAUGCUGCAAGGAGCUGGCCAGCCGACUACGCUAUGCUCGUACCAUGGUGGAGAAGCUCCUCGGUUCGAAACCUGGCUCAGCCCGUAUGAAAUCCUCUGCUUAGGCUUUGGUCCUGACGGAAUCAACAUCUGUGCCAAACUGGCUCAGCUGUGGAUAAGGAAGUCUAUUAGCAUCCCUUGUACUGUAACCUGCCAUUGCACAGCUGGGCUCCCUCUCCUGGGUACGUUUCAGUUGCCCCCAGGGAGCCCCUGAUGCUGUGGUGAUGGUGCUGUGUUCACUGUGAGUGGUGCACAAAGGGGUUUCUUGCUCCUCCCAAUACAAAGUGUUUUUUAAAAAUUACUUAUAUAGUCUUUUUUUUCCUUAACUUUUCAAAGCCAAAAGCCUGACUCAAAAACCAACCCUCUUGUUGGAGGUUCCUGGGCCUUCUAAUGAGACAAAGUGUGGGGUUCUCCCCAGAACUAUCAUGUAAGUUUUGUACAUGUCUGUGCAUGAUGCUCUGGACUUGUUUCCUUUUGUUGCAGCACAACUAAGAUAUUUAACAUGCCCAGGUUGAGACUGAGCAAUUUGCAUUUUAAUACUGAAUUUGUUCUACAUGAAAACUAAACUUUUGUAUAUUGCAUAACUUGAUUAAAGAUUGUUGUUUGGAGCGUC
Messenger RNA from Meleagris gallopavo (turkey), 1988 nucleotides. Lineage: Eukaryota; Metazoa; Chordata; Aves; Galliformes; Phasianidae. The record is from RefSeq and is a predicted model, not a curated record.